UUCAGCAGAUGAUGCUAUACAGAAUAUUAUUAUGACAAGACUGCUUAUAACUUUUUUGACAUGAUCAAGUACAUUUAUCAAAGAAUUUUUCAGAAGGAAUGACUUUGUGUUUCAUGAAAAAUUGCUGGAUGUAAAGAGCAGAAUGUCACAAAUUCCUGAUUACAGACAAAAUGUGUCACUGAAACUAUCUCAAGUAUUUGAUGAGAUUGGAGUUAAUGAGAAAAUUGUGUUAAAGAGAAGAAGAUUGAGACUACUGGAUGAAUCUUUAUUCACAAAAACACUCCAAUUACAUGAUAAGAAUGUUUCUGUGUAUUUCCUUGGUAGUCGAACAGAAGGUACAACAACACCAGACCUUGAUGCAGACAUGGACUGUCUUCACUGUGAGCAAGACAUUAAUGUGAUACCAGACUGGGUGGAAUGGGAACCUGGUGUAACAACUCUAUUGAUGAUCCAGGAUGAGACUGUAUCCCCAGGUUACUGUUUGUUACAGCGUCUGAGAGCAGAUACUCCUCUUCCAGUCAAUGAUGUACUGAAUGAAUAUUUUUACAGGGACAGAAGAGGAAGAAUACUGUUGAAGAAUACAGUAAUCAAUGUUUCUUCUUUUGAUGGAGCAGUUAGACAUGGUCCAGCACAAUCAACACAAGGAAUACAAGGCCGUCGGGAUAUUGAUUUUGUAACAGCUUUUCCCUGUAAAUUAUGUCCAGUAAAUAACAUUCAGCAAGGCCUUGAUGGAUGGCCUUCAACUGACAUGAAAAGAUACUGUAGCAGAGCUGGUUGUUUUGUUGUAGGGGUUGGAAAGAAAGGCAGUGAACCUGAGGAGCUUGAAUGGAGAAUAUCUACAUCUCUGGCUGAGAGGUGUUUAAUGUUCAAUCUGAAUAUUACACAGAUUCGGUGUUAUAUCCUAAUGAAAAUGAUUCUGAAAACUUUCAUCAGUCCAUUAUUUCAAGAUUCUAUUUCAAGUUUCAUGUGUAAAACUGUGUUACUCCGUUGUAUAGCAAAUACAUAUGCUCAUGAAUGGAGAGAGAACAAUUUGCUUACAUGCCUAACAUUCUGUUUGUCAACAUUACACAGCUGUGUUGUAAAUGAACUGUGCCCGCAUUUUUUCAUCCCUGAAAACAACUUAAUGGCAGGACAUUUUUCACCUGAUACUAAACCACUCAUACUUGAAGCACUUCAGUAUGUAGUGAACAGUAAUGGAAGAGCAUUACUCGAGAUUCAUUAUGAUGGACUUGGGUUUAGACUUGAAAGUAAGUUCAACGUUAUAUUUGGAAUAAGUACACAAGCUAUAUCCAUUCGUAUGUCAGGAUAUUUCUUAAAAGAGACUGAUGUGAAUAUUGAAAUUUUCACCACCAUGUUACUAUUGCGAACACAAAAUAGGAAACACAUCCUACAAGUAUUGCAGAUGUUAUUAACAUACAUAUUCAAGCUCCACAGGAAGUAUUUGUCAAGCCAAAGACAAGACAAAAUAGCGUGUACUUUAAUUGCACAACAGUUGUGUAAAACUCUAGGAUCUGUUCUAGCCUGCUCAAACAUUUAUCUUCAUGGCAAUGUGUCGAUAGAGGCUCUCGCAUGGAUGUCGUUUGGACUGAACUCUGAUGUUUCAUCUGGUAAACUGAAACUAGCAUCAGUGUUAUAUUGUGUGGAAGAUACUAUAAAUACUGAAAUGAUCCUGAAAGACAUUGAAGAAUGCUAUGAUCUCAGUGUGGUUGAACCUGUAUGUAGCUGUCUUAAAUUCCUAGCUAAAAGGAGAGGUGCAUUCAACAGGUUAUCUUUUCACCUAAAUGAUGAACUGACAUUAUUAAAACAUAUAUCUGCAUUCUGUGUCAAAUUUCUGCCAUGUGAAAUAAACUGUUGUCCAAAUGAACUGCAGUAUGAAAUAUUUAGAUCUACACAGGAAGACUUGGCUUAUAGAGGUGAAGAUGAUUGGAUGGACUUGGCUGUUGUAGACUCCCUUCCAUAUCUCUACUUCCUACAAUACAAGACCUACAACAGCCUAAGAAGACAUGAGGAUAAACAGAGAGCCCUUUCUAACCUUGCCAAGACCAUUGAUGAGGAACCCAACCUUGGACACAGGGAAACAGCCUUGAACUUGCUUGGACAGUGCAUGGAACAAGAAGAAAGACAUAAUGAUGCUUUAAGGUGCUAUGUGAGAUCUCUUCAGGUACGGAGAAGAAACAAUGCUGCAAAGAUCCACAUUUGUAGACUUUUAAGCACAUUGAUAAAUCAUUAACUGGCAGCGUCCCGUUUUGGUUAAGUUUUUGUAUGUAAGCUGGUUUUGUUCGUUUGUUUUGGGUUUAACGCCGUUUUUCAACAGUAUUUCAGUCAUAUAACGGUGGGCAGUUAACCUACCCAGUGUUCCUGGAUUCUGUGCCAGUACAAACCUGUUCUCCGCAAGUAACUGCCAACUUCCCCACAUGAAUCAGAGGU
Messenger RNA from Mercenaria mercenaria, 2427 nucleotides. RefSeq lists its product as uncharacterized. Gene Ontology annotation, molecular function: protein binding. The transcript has 2 exons. The record is from RefSeq and is a predicted model, not a curated record. NCBI's taxonomy places the organism in Eukaryota, Metazoa, Mollusca, Bivalvia, Venerida, Veneridae. The coding region runs from base 143 to 2230 and encodes 695 amino acids.